Molecule: messenger RNA, 3862 nt
Organism: Brassica napus (rape)
Lineage: Eukaryota; Viridiplantae; Streptophyta; Magnoliopsida; Brassicales; Brassicaceae
Exons: 3
Coding region: 2243-3472 (409 amino acids)
Source: RefSeq, a predicted model, not a curated record
CAACCCUUAAGUUUGCAAAGCAUAUGUUAAGUUGAUGGUCCAUGAACUUCUGAGGCACAAUUCAGUGGAUGUGGAUGUGUGUGAAAAGAUUUUUCAGGACAUGAGCAACUUCUGGAAUUAAGGAAUCAAAAGAGGCGCUCUCAUCUCUACAUAUGAAGCUGGAAGCGCUUACUUGGGGUAUGAAAAGUCUGCUUCAUUACUUAUCUUGCCAACAUUUCAGAACAAAUUGAAAGGAUCUAAUCUUAGUGAUACAAGAAUCAAAGUAUGACCAAAAUUUUUCAAUGAAAUUGAAAGAAUUAUCUAUUCUAAAUAAAAGACUUCAAGAUUUCAAGAGUACCUAUCAUCCCCAAGCGCAAAACCAGAUUGUUAAUUCUUGAGUUAAGACUGCACAAACUUUUCAUAGAAUUUUUUUGUUGAUUGUUCUAUUCUUAUCUGAUUUCUUAUACCACCUAUUGAUUGAGUAAUUGAAUAGUUUUUCAAUAUCAUAAUAUAAAAAUAAAUAUAAAACAUUAAUAUUUAUUUGAGUCUAGAUAGAGACCCUUACAGUCUUUGAGAUCGGGAAUCAAAGGCAAAUGGGGAAUCAACACAAAAUAAUCAUAUAACACAUGAGACCCAUAAUUCAUUUCCGGUUUAUUAAUAACGGAUUAAAGUCAUACAGUUGUGAAUUUGAGUUUGGGGUGGCAUUAUUUUAAGAAGGCAUCACUCAAAAAAGUUAGAUGUCUAAAAUGAAGUUUUCUUUUUGCAUGCAAAAUUAAAAUAACUUCUAGGGACAAUGCACUGUUUGACAGUAACCAUAAGUGGUAGCUUAUGUAAUGGAAAGUUUCGAACAGGUGAAGAUGAUGUUUUCACCUGAAAGGUAAUCAUUGCUCUCGAUACAUUCGUAUGAACUCAAUGAAAUUAAAGAGAAGUAUUUUCACUCCACUAGCAGAGAACAGAAAGACAUGAAUAUUGUGCUACAACUUUUGGUUCAAUAUAUACGUCUGUGUUGUUGACAAAACAAAAUGCAUAAAAUAUUUUCUUAUAUAUUAUUUUCUUAUAACAUUUUCUUAUAUAUUAGUAUCUGUUAAAAAUAUAUGUCAAAUCCUUUUUUUUGCAAGUAUACACAAUAUAAAUGAAAUUGUGAUAGUGUUAUUUUCUGUUACCAGAAAAAUUUCUGAUUAUAGUAUCUUUAUCAAAAUGUAUUUGUAGAUACAGUAACUAAAUUAUGAUAGUAAAAGAAUAUGCAAAACAGUUUUUUCAGUUAAAGAUUUUUCAUUCGUCAUACAUAUUAUUUUUUCCUCAAAAAUUAUAGAAACAGUUUAUAUAAAUGAUAGAUAUGAUGAGUGUACGAAAGUAAGGUAGUAUAUAUGUUAAAAUCUGUUCAUAGAUAUAUUAAUUAAACUGUAAUAGUAAAACCAUAAUUAUUUAAUGAUAUUUUACUUGUCAAAGUAUGCAUUAAUUGGUUGUACAUUUAUGGUAUUGAAUUUUUAUAUUACUAUAAAUUCAUUGGACCAGGAAGAACCAUUUCAACAGUUUCUCAAAACAAUUUCUUAAAUAAAACCAGAAAACCUUAAUUAGUAUUACAAAAUAUAAUAUAAAAACAAAAAUGGAGUAGUUCUCCUUUGGGGAAGAGAGGUAGAGAGGCAUUUGUUUGUUCGUGUGUUCCUUCUUUGUGGGUUUAUUGACAGCGAUGAUGAUCUUCAAGUAUCUUUGAAACUAUCUGUGGGAGAGAGGGUUUCUCAUAACUGAUUUCGUGUAGGUUUGGGACAAAUCAAUUUUUUUUUUUAAUUUAGAUUGUGAUUUCUUCCCUGCCCUUGUGGUGUAUAGUAAGAGAGUGAAAGAGGGCAGAGAAUUGUAUAUUGGUUCCUUUGCUUGAUACAAUAUAGCUUUACUGAUGGAGAAACGUGAACCCUCUUUGGUACCUGAAUGGUUGAGAAGUUCAGGGAAUGGUUCUGGUGUUGGGAAUAAAAGUCAUAUUCAGUCAUCUUCUGCUCGCUCAGGUAUGCUCCAGUUUUAUAUGCCUCUAUAUUCCUUUUAAAACCAUUGUUUGAAUAGCAUCGUAACUUCAUAUCAUUUCCGUUUUCAUUUUGAUUUAGAUAAUAACAAGAGUAGGAACCCUAGGGCAGAAACCGAUGUUGAUUCAGUUCGGUCUCCUUUAAUCGAUCGGUCUUCUUCCACCGAUGCACGGAGGAGGUUUAGUAAUGGGUCUACCAAAAAUGCAUAUAGGAAUUUCAAUGUUCAAAGGAGAGGUAAAGAUCGGAGAAUGGAGAGAGAUAGGCCGAGCUACAUAGACCCAUGGGACCGUGAUUCUCGUUUCCCUUUCGGUACCUUCUUAAAUGGAAGGAAUCAAGAGCAGUCAAGACGAUCAAAUUCAAUGACAACAAGGAAACAUGACGACUACUUAGCUCAAGGGUUUACAAAUGCAACGAGUUCCAGGGAUUUUCCUAGGCUUAAAACCGAAGAGGGGAAUGAAGGAGACCCAGACGCUGUAAAAAUCUCAUCUUCUGAUCUAAGUCUUGCUGUUCAGAGCUUGUCUGUUGGUGACUCAGGCAUUACUGCUGGGGAAGGUUGGGCAUCGGCUCCGGCGGAGGUUCCCAAUGAUAUUAAGAAAAGUGGUUCUGACUCUGAUAUUACUUCGAAUACCUUAACGGGACAGACUCGUAACAUGGCUGAAGCAUUGCUGCAGCCUCCUAGAACUGGUGCAUUUCCUCAGGGAUAUUCAAUGAUAAAAAGACUUGAGGACCAAGCUCUUAAGCUAAUACCGGUUGUGCCUUCUGCACCAAAGGGCUCAGUAAGCUUUUUUUCCGGAGCUAUUAUUAUUUUCCUCCUCUCUUUCCUUGGGCUAUACUGUAUAUAUUUUGGUUUUAUUUAUCAGGUUUCCAUGACCAAACCAAUGGUUCGAAGUGGUGCAGUUGGUCUUGCUUCUUUUAGAAAUACCCACAAGCAUUCCUCGAUGCUGCUAGGCAAUAUUCAUUCUAAUUAUGGUAAGCCUGAUAGUAAGCUGGUAAUUCUCAACCCUGCGGGCAAAGAAUCUGGAGGUCCAAGUCGUAUAACCAACAGCGUGGCAGCUGGUUUCCAGAUGAUCGCUGCUCCAUCUGCGCCAUUCAUUACUUCUGUGGCUCAAACGCAGAGCAGGAAUGCGUUUUACAGUGCUUUGAAGAAGAAGACAUCUACAAACAUCUCAACUAGCUCUUGCAUCUUCCCUUCUGUCGAGGAAAAAUCAGACAUCUCUAAGGAGCUUGUAGCUAGUAACCCUUCAAGUGUGCAUGCUGCAGAAAGAGAUGGUGGUUUUGAACCGGCAGACCUUCCAGAUGAAGAAGAGGCUGAGUUCCUUAAAUCCCUUGGGUGGGACGAAAACAAUACUGAGGUAGAAGCCCUUACAGACGAGGAGAUCAGAGCUUUCUAUGAACAGCACAAGAAGUUGAAGCCAUCACUGAUGAAAAAGCUGCCUAUCAUUAAAGAGGCAACUGAGGACGCAACUCUCAGCUCGUGAUCCGAUUUUGAAGAUAGUUUUCUCAUUUCUCUUUCCUUAUUUUGGUGGUGGGGAGCUUCAGUUGCACUAUGAGUGUUGUUCUACUUCUUCAGAAAAGCAGCAAAAUUGAGUAUUUGUACAUCUUUUGGUCUGAAGAUAGAGAGUGGUUUUGUUUUGAAAGCUUCCUUAGGUUUCUGAUGUUUGAUGACAAUGAUGAUGACUGGGGAAAAAGAAAACUUGUUGGUGGUAUGAAUGCAAAAUUUAAAGGCUUUCGGUUUCUGUCUUAAAAAUAAGUAUUUCCACUUUUGCAGUUUUUUUUUUGGUUUUAGUUAUUUUCUCUAUUUUAAUUGGUUUCUUAUAGCAUGAUUAUUGGAGGUUCUUAAAGCAUCAUUAUCGCUCUAAACAGAGCGU